AAGCUACAGGUAUUGGUAUGCUGAUUGUGAUGCAUAUAUUUUUUCAAGAGUUUUUUGCAUAUAGUCCAGAGAUCGCAAUAGGUAGUUUGGUGAUCUGAUAAUAAAUUGCACAGGCACCCACGCCGAGGUACAGGUCUCUUCUCGAAGGCCCUUAGUAGGCACAACUGGCGAGGACACGCACCCCAUCGAAGGGCCGACUGUCGCUGACCCUUGACGAUACGAGGCGGUGGCGUCCCAUGAAUGAAGAGAUGACUGUGUUAUGGUUUCACCUUUAGCUAUGCUUGAGCUUGAUCUGCAUCGGCAACUAAAAGUUCGUCGCGCUAGGCACGUCGAUCGAGGUCUUUUCUAAGACAAGAAACGUUGUAUUCUCAACUUUGGAUCUCGCCUUGGAAAAAUGUUCAGCUUUUCUUUAUAGAAGUACAUGAUUAGGAUUUUGAAAUUUUCUCAUUUAAACAAACCGGAUAACAACUAAUUAAUCCACACUUUUUUUCUUCUUGCUUUCUUCCUGGUCCUCCACUUUCUUAUCUUGUUAUCUUCCUGUGCCAUCAAGAAAAUGACCGUGACAUUACUCGGCUUGUCCAUCCUGUUAUGGACCAACCUCUGCACCGUUCCUGAUGAGGGAGUUUAUGCUGUCAUCGUGCCACAGGGAGGUCGAACCGAGGAAGACGGGGUAGAUCAUCAAGGCGAUGGCCCGUUCGUUCGCUCAUUCGCGUCUGGGUUGCGGCCGCCUCUUGCUCCCCUGCCGACCAAAGAUCGGUUUGCCGGAUACUACGCUUUUCCUGGCACCACGAGUGGUCUGCGUGAUGAUAUUUCUGUCGCAGAGGAGAUUGCAGACGAGCAACAACGGAAGAAUUGUUUAGGCGUAGAGAAACUCAAUAUAUACGGAUGAACAGCGCUCCUUCUCAACCCCGAUGGAUGCCUCUUCGCGCGUAGCAGAGGGCUAUUACGUUUCGAGCUAUGUAGAAAUUCAUGCGGCACUACCUGACGGGCGCCCUGCCUUUGACACGAUCACAGUCGAAAGUGGCCAAUUGCCCACCCUGGAAAGCAUGAGUCGUGGCUCUAGCAAGCCUCGAGAAUUCGAGUUUGGGAAGAGAAGAAAUGUACUUCCACGGGUCACGGUGACUCGCGUUUUGCGCGAACACGUAAUGGCAGAGACGCUCCGUGAGAUUCACACGAAGACGCAUAGGCACGACCGUUUCACUGGAACUCUCAGCGAAAAUCUGCGUCUCACUCCUCACAUUGGGAAGCCCAAGAGCACUUUAUCGGGAGGCGCACAACGAGGGCAAACAAUAGUUCCCAACAGAAGGAGCACCUUGCCGGGUCUCGAACAACAAGGACGAGAAGUACAAGGUGGAGACGAGUCUACUGAACAUAAGAGUCAGAGCAGCUUCCGGCUUCACAGCGUGAGCCCCGACUCGGGAUCGGCGUGGGACCUGAAAGAACGCAUCCAGAAAGCGGAUGCUCAAAUCCAUGCUGCUAUUGAGCACUUCUGGGCAAACGGGACGGUAAAGAAGGCGAACGAAGAGGCGAAUGGAUUUGCAACGACCUAG
Messenger RNA from Amoebophrya sp. A25, 1550 nucleotides. The record is from the annotation of a GenBank genome assembly. Lineage: Eukaryota; Dinophyceae; Syndiniales; Amoebophryaceae.